Molecule: messenger RNA, 2829 nt
Organism: Cydia pomonella (codling moth)
Lineage: Eukaryota; Metazoa; Arthropoda; Insecta; Lepidoptera; Tortricidae
Product: caveolin-3-like
Exons: 3
Coding region: 545-994 (149 amino acids)
Biological process (GO): caveola assembly
Cellular component (GO): caveola
Molecular function (GO): molecular adaptor activity
Source: RefSeq, a predicted model, not a curated record
GGGGUAUACAUCUAUGCGUUGAAAGUUUUCGCAAUUCCGUUGUUAAAUCAAAUAUUUUAUUUAUUAAGCUUACAAAAUUAAAAAGUGGCUAGCAUAGUAGUGAAGUUUAAAAAAUCAAGAUACCAAAACACUAAAAACAAAAGAAUAAUAACUGUGAACUUUUUAAAUAUCGAAAUACCACAGACAAAAACAAAAGAACAUUGCUGCGAACUUUUAAGACUCGAAAUACCCCAGACUAGGAAACUUGAGCGCACUCAAAUUCACCGUGGCAUUUGACGAAGCUCCUAUAAGCAGCGGGCCCUGCUUGCUGCAGUCGACCAGCUCGCGACAGUGCUUAGCAUGUGCUCAUAAAGCUAAAUUACGAUCUGGAACAGCGCCAGAACUUAAACUAGAUCCUUCUAUCCUCGCGCCAAAGAUAAAAGGAUCAGUGAGGGUAGAAAAACAAUUUAAAGAAUCGGAAACGACGACGGAUUGGGAAGCUGUGGAGACGGGGAGUCAGACGGACGGUCCGGCGGUGUUGGACGUCCGGUCGGAGCCGUUGAAAAUGGCGGUCAUAAAACCAGACAGUGCGGUCCAGGAGGCACUGGAGGAUCGGGAUCCGAAUAAUUUAAAUACGCAUGUACAGAUAGUAUGGGACGACAUAAUCGGCGAGCCAGAAGGCGCGCGCAGCCCAGAAUGCGCUUGGAGGCUCAGCAAUGCUUGCUUUAAGCAUACGCGGAAUUGGUGCUACACGAUACUAGCUGUGCUUAUAGCGCCGCCGUGUGCACUAAUACUGGGCUGCGGCUUCGCCUGUCUUGCGUUUGAGCAAAUCUGGUGCACGGGCCCAUGCCUACGCUGCGUGAAGAUCUACUUCGCAUCAUUCCGUACCAUCGUGCAAUCCUGCAUGGCCGCCACCGUGGUACCGACUUGUGAGGCCAUCGGGCAUGUUUGUCGACAUAUCCGGGUUAACUUUAGGAAAGAGGCCCCGGAUGAGAAAGAUAUGCUUGUCGUUUAAUUUUGAAACGUUUCUACUGACUUGUACCAUUAAUUAGGCCAUUGGAUACGUUUGUUGGCGUAUGCGGGUUUGGUUUACUUUGGGAGGAAGUCCCGAAUGAGAAAAAUAUGCUAGUUGUGUAACUAUCCAGUUCGAUAUCAGACGUAGUUUUUUGUGUGGUUCCAAACGAUCGUGCAAUACUGGAUGGCUGCCAUUGUGGUACCAACUUGUGAGGCAUAUUUGCCGAUAUAUCCGGGUUAACUUCAGGAAAGAGGCCCCGGAUGAGAAGGAUAAGCUUGUCGUUUAAUUUUGAAACGUCUUUUUGAAUGAUCGUGCAAUCUUGUGUGUAUACUCUGGCAUAUCCACUUUGCCAGUAGAAAAUGUUGGCAAAUGUAAAAAACAUAUUUAGGUGCGAAUUAUCGAUCUCCAAUACUAAUUUUGAAUUUCGCUCCUUUUUCUACUGACAAAGUGGGUUUACCAGAGUUAGGUAACACUAGAUAAUUUGGGUCAAACACAUUUUAGAAAAAGGUCACUUCUGUUGACAAUACAAUCAAAUUUAACGACUCAGGUACGUAUAUAUCCCGUUUUUUUAUUUGAGUCUUAAGUACUAAAAAAAUGUAUCUGGCCUGUAAGGUGCCACGAAAAAUUAUUAGCUUUAGGUACCCUUUACUUUGCGAUGUCUACAAAAACGCGAACGAGUUUACUAAAAAAUGUGUAUGACCCAUUUAGGCCAUCGGAUACUUUUGGUGGUAUAUUCGGGUGAACUUUAGGAAGGAAGUCCCGGAUGAGAAAGAUAUGUUAUGUAACAAUCAGAUUUGAUAUCAGACGUAGUUUUUUGUGUGAUUCCAAACGAUCGUGCAACACUGCAUGGCUGCCACUGUGGUACCGACUUGUGAAGCCAUUGGGCAUGUUUGUCGACAUAAUAUAUCCGCGUUAACUUGAGGAAAAAGAAUUAAUCUGUUUUUUCAGGCAACUAUUGGCCCAUAGAUACCUUAAAACUAGCAUACCUCUCCUCUGCCUUUCUAAUUUGGAUAACAUACGUAGAUCUACAUAAGAAUGCUUAAGAUAUUAAAAUGAUGAAGUUGUACCUCUGUAUUUGUAUAUAUCUGUAGGUAUAUAUAUAAAUAAAAGUAAACAAACAAUUUGUACAUUUUCGGGUAGUUAUAAUAUUUAUUGAUUAACCAACCAAAUACAAAACUGCCUGGAUCUGUCACUGAACGAGCUGACUUUAAACCUACAUUAUUUGAUCAUGUAAUGUUUUCAUCUACCCUCAACUGGCUUAAGGAGCCAUUUGAGGGUAGAUUUUGUAUACCUUUUUUUUAAUAACUAAAGAUACAGAGUAUAAUGAUAAUACGUAUUUCAGAGGUCAGGGUUUUGGGUACUUUUCGUAGCGUGUCAUCUUUGUCUCAUAUUAACUUUAGAUUUGGUAAUGCCGAACGUGCCUUUACGAAAUCCAAAAGGCCGACCGCGAACACCGAAUUUCACAAAUUACGGGCACCUUUCUCUUAUACUCCAAUUAAGUCGAAAUUAGAGUGACAGAGAAAGAUGCGCGCAAGUUGCGAACUUCGGUGUUCGCGGUAGGCCCACAGAAAAAAAUUUUUUUAGGUAUGUUUAAGAAGCACAUAAAGCUUAGUCUUUACUGUUUCAAUUUUGUACUGAAAUAUCAAUUAAAUUUUGCGAAAAUAAACACUAAAAAUACUCGUACUCUUAAAAUAUAGCCGAUCAGAAAAAAAUAUAUAGGUUUAUAGGUAUAAUUAAAAUCAAUAAAUUAAUAUUCGUUGUAUUGCGAUAUAUAAAUAAUUAUCUAUCUAUAUUGUUAAGAGAAUCUAAUCAUUAAAUUUUCUUAUUAUAUCCAA